This is a messenger RNA of Daphnia pulex (common water flea), 1318 nucleotides long. RefSeq names its product RNA-binding protein Rsf1-like (gene Rsf1). The record is from RefSeq and is a predicted model, not a curated record. The transcript is spliced from 3 exons. Gene Ontology annotation, biological process: mRNA splicing, via spliceosome. Gene Ontology annotation, molecular function: RNA binding. Gene Ontology annotation, cellular component: nuclear speck. Bases 155 to 952 code for a protein of 265 amino acids. NCBI's taxonomy places the organism in Eukaryota, Metazoa, Arthropoda, Branchiopoda, Diplostraca, Daphniidae.
CCGCCAUGAACGCUACUGCCAUCUCGAUUCAGAGCACGCUGCUAGUUUCAAAGGCCUUCGUUAGUAGUGAGGCUCAAUUUUAAGUCUGCUGCGUCGUUCAUACAGCUCGCGUUCUUUUCACAUACGAGGGACUGUUUUUUCCAAUAAACGAGAAAUGACUUCAGAUUACGAAUCAGACGAGAGAGAUGCCGGUGGCGAUCGUGGUGGUCGAGCAGUGUCCACUAGCCAUCGAGUCUACGUUGGCAGCAUUCUGGAAAACGUCAAGAAGGAAGAUCUCGAAGUGGAAUUUGGCAAAUACGGCAAGCUGACGAGUGCCUGGGUGGCGUUCAAUCCUCCCGGCUUCGCCUUUAUCGAGUUUGAAGACGAAUCCGACGCCCAGGAAGCUGUGGCCAGCAUGAACGGCACCGAUUUCAUGGGCUCCAAGAUCCGAGUUGAAAUUUCUCCCAACCGCGGACGUGGCAGAGGACGUGGCGGCCGUGGGGGUCGAGGAGGCGAUCGUGGAGGAGGAUUCCGGGGCGGAUUCCGGGGUGGGGAUCGCGGGGGCAGUCGAGGCUUCAGUGGAAGCCGAGGUGGAUCAUACGGCGACCGUGACGGAGGAGGUUAUCGGGGUGGGCGAGGAGGUGGCUCCCGAGGUGGUAGUGGAGGAGGCUACGGAAGUUCACGCGGCGGAUAUGGAGGAGGAGGAGAUGGUGGCAACUUCCGGUCGGAUCGUUCACGAAGCCGCGGCGAGGAUCACCGCAAUUCAUCGCCCCCGAGCCGCAGUUUCGGAUCGAGAGAUCGUGAUGGAGGUAGCCGGGGCAGUGGCGGUCGUGGCAGCCAUCAACCACGCAGCGAUCGUGGCGGAGGCAGCGGUGGAUUCGGUGGCUAUCGCGGAAGCAGCGGAGGCAGCAGCAGCGGAGGUGGAUCUUCUCGAGGCGGUUUCCGCGGCUCUUCACCACGAUCUUACAAUUAACUGUUUGACGAUGAUGAUUGAAAUACUAACGAAAUGAACGAAAGAGGAAUAAAUACAAAACAAACAACUUAAUUAACCACUACUACAAAAAAAAAGAGUCGAAACAAUUUGAUUCAAACAAAAUCAGACUUUAUCUUUUUUUCUCGUACACCGCGCUCGGAACUCGUUGUGUUUUCAAUUAUUUGUUUUUUCAUUUUUCCGUCAUUUUCUUUUUGAUUUUAUUCUCAUCACACACACACGUUGUAAUUUCGUCUCCCAAUUUUUGUUGCUUUUUCUUAUUUGAAAACAAACGGGUUCUGUUGAUGACCAUGUCAAAGUCUGCCAAUGAAAUAAAAAUACAUUGUACACUUUUUGGGCCAUAAAACA